AUGAACAACCCAGAAGCGAGGGCUUCAGACAUGCAGUCUCUGUUCUCAGGUUUUGUACUUGACCCUGAAAAGUGUAGCAGGCUAAGCUUGGGAGAGAAGAGAGAACUAGUUCAUGAGAUUGCCCAAUGGUCAAAAGAUGCCCCAGGAAUCCUUAGUUCGUUUACUCGUAAGGAGCUUCUUGAAAUUAUCUGUGCCGAAAUGGGUAAGGAGAGGAAGUACAGAGGAUAUACAAAACCUAAAAUGAUAGCACAGCUUUUAAAGGUAGUAUCUGAGAAAUCUAAGAGUACUACUAAAAGCUCUCCUGCAUUUUCUCUGGCCAAAAAUCAAACGGGAAAGAAAAGGAAAAGGGACGUAGAAGCUUCCUUUCAACCACUCACUGGCCCAGGUAAUGUUUCUCCUGUGACUAGUCAAGAAGGACACCCUAAAUUCCAAGUCUGUCAGAAUGUAGCUUGCAGAGCUGCCUUAGGGUCAGAGGAGUCUUUUUGCAAGAGAUGUUCUUGCUGUAUCUGUCAUCUUUUCGAUGAUAACAAGGACCCUAGUCUAUGGUUGACCUGUGGCUCUGAUACUGCUGAUGAGAAUGGUCCUUGUGGAAUUUCAUGCCAUCUGGAGUGUGCUCUAAAGCAUGACAAAGCUGGCAUUAUGAAGAAUGGUUGCUGCCUAGAGUUGGAUGGAAGCUUCUAUUGCAUUGCUUGUGGAAAGGUUAAUGAUUUAAUGAGAACCUGGAGAAAGCAAUUAAUGAUUGCAAAGGAGGCCAGAAGAGUGGAUGUACUGUGUCUACGAAUUUCUCUAUCUUACAAAAUUCUUUCAGGAACGGAGAAAUACCAGAAACUACAGAACACUUUAGAAACUGCUAUUAAAAAGCUGAAGAUUGAAGUAGGCCCACUGGAGCAGGUCUGUGCAAAGAUGGCGCGUGGAAUUGUUAACAGGCUCUCUUGUGGUGCUGAUGUUCAGAAGUUGUGCAAUUCUGCAGUGGAAUAUUUUGAUUCAAUGUUUUCUGAUCCUUGCCCUGUCCAUGUGGAAAAGGAAGAGCGAGCAACUUGCCGCAUUCGGUUUGAAGACUCAACCCCUACUUCUGUUGUCAUCGUGCUAGAAUAUGAGGAUAAUCUUUUUAACAACUUCUUGGGUUGCAGGCUGUGGCAUCGUAAGUUUGAUAUUAAGGAUUAUCCAGACCAACCCUCUUUCAUUGUUUUGAGGCCAGAGAAGAAAUUUACUCUCACCAAUCUCCAUCCCUCAGCUGAAUAUUUCUGCAAGGUUUCUUUGUUUAGCAACGCAGGAGUAUUGGGUGUUUGGGAAGCUAAAUGGGUCACACCUGCAUUGUAUGAUAGCUCUGUUAUGUUAGAGAAUCAGAGAAGGGAAGAUAAUAUAGCAGUUGUUCAAAAUCAUUCCCAAGAAGAAUCAACCAAUUCUAGUGACAUCAAAUUAGCUUCUGGAGACCAUACUACGAAGCAUCAAUCCUCGAAUGGCAUCAACAAGAACCAGAGCAAAAGGCUCUACUCACUGCCUUCUCUAACAGAAACUGCUUCUUUGAUCAAAGCAGUUUCUCCAUUGACACCUUGUAAAUCCAACGGAAUGCGUAAAGUACCAGGUUUCAGGUGUACAAAGCGAGCAGAGGAAAGUGAUUACGAAUACUCAGUGAGAGCAAUCAAAUGGCUAGAGCAUGAGGGCAACAUAGAUGAAGAUUUUAGAGUAAAAUUUCUUACUUGGUUCAGUCUGAAAGCUAAUAUGCAAGAACGAAGAGUGGUCAGAGUAUUUGUGGACACGUUCACUGAUGAUCCAUCAAGCUUGGCUGGGCAGCUCAUCCAUAGCUUUGGGGAUAAGAUUUGCUGUCCCCAAAAGAAUGACCAAUUUUUUAGCAUUGGUCUUACACAAGGUUGUGCCAUCAAAUUUUGA
Molecule: messenger RNA, 1890 nt
Organism: Prunus armeniaca (apricot)
Lineage: Eukaryota; Viridiplantae; Streptophyta; Magnoliopsida; Rosales; Rosaceae
Source: the annotation of a GenBank genome assembly